This is a messenger RNA of Oryctolagus cuniculus (rabbit), 2649 nucleotides long. It is a transcript of the gene TCTN1, whose product is annotated as tectonic family member 1. Gene Ontology annotation, biological process: protein localization to ciliary transition zone; cilium assembly. Lineage: Eukaryota; Metazoa; Chordata; Mammalia; Lagomorpha; Leporidae. The record is from RefSeq and is a predicted model, not a curated record. Gene Ontology annotation, cellular component: MKS complex.
GGUGCCCCGCGCCCGCGGUGGCGGUUGCCGGGCAACGAGCGGCCCCUCGCGCCGGCCGCGCCGGGGUCCCCGGGGGCUAUGGGGCUGCCGGGCCUCCGGCCGCUCCUGCUGGUCCUGGCGGGCUGCUGGGCGGCGGUGAGGGCCCAGACCUCGGCGACCCCGGCCGCGACCUCGGACAACUUCACUGAGGCAGCCCCGGCCACUUUAGGACCGUCCGUGUCGCCUACGCCCCCCGGAACCUCCCGAGCCCCGGAGCCCUCCUUCGGCUCCAGGCCCGCGCCGGUCACGGACGUCGCUGCUCUGUGUGUGUGUGACCUGUCCCCAGCACAGUGUGACGUCAACUGCUGCUGUGAUCCCGACUGCAGCUCCACGGAUGUUAGCGUCUUUUCUGCCUGUUCAGUUCCAGUUGUCACGGGUGAUAGCCAGUUUUGUAGUCAAAAGGCAGCCAUCUAUUCCUUGAAUUUUACCUCAAACCCACCUCAGAGGAUAUUUAAACUUGUCGACCAGGUCAAUCCAUCUAUUUUCUGCGUUCAUAUUACAAACUAUAAACCUGCAUUAUCUUUUAUUGACCCGGGAGUGCCUGAUGAAAGCAAUUUUGAUGAACUGGUGAAGACAUCCACUGGUUUUACAUUGAACACAGAAUCAGAUGCUGCUCUCGCCCCCAAACUGGAUGCCCCCAGUACUGCUAAAUAUGAGUACGGGGCUCCUGUGCAGACUUCAGACUCCUUCCUGAGACUCCCUUCCCCGCUGACGUCGUCUGUGUGCGCUGACAGCAACCCCGCAGCGUUUCUGGUGAACCAGGCUGUUAAGUGUACCAGAAGGGUAAAUUUAGAGCGAUGUGAGGACACGGAAGCUCUUAACAUGAUUUACUACAGCAGCCCCCAAAUUCUGCAGGUGCCUAAUUCAAGAACCAAGCAGGUCCCUAUCACGAUCCAGUCCAUUGUCAUCCAGUCUCUAAACAAAACACUCACCCGACUAGCAGCCCCAGAGGUGCUGCCACCGUCUCUGAUCACUGCUGGGCAUGCCACAGUCUGCACGAACGUCGUCCUUGAGGUAAAGUACCGGCUCACGUACACAGACGCCGGUGAAGUCACAGACGCCGAUCUCUUUCUCCUCCUGGGGACAGUCAGCAGUGCGGUGGCUCCACUGCAGCAAAAGUUCGAGAUCGACUUCAUUCAGCACAGCACGAAGCCGGUUCCUCUCAGUGGCAACCCUGGUUACGUUGUGGGGCUCCCGUUAGUUGCUGGAUUUCAGCCUCAGAAGGGAUCUGGAAUCAUCCAGACCACAAAUAGGUACGGACAACUUACCAUUCUUCGUAGCACAACUGAGCAAGACUGCUUAGCCCUGGAGGGCGUCCGAGCCCCGGUGUUGUUUGGUCACGACAUGCAGUCUGGCUGUAAACUGAGACUGACCAGAGCCCUCCCAUGUCGGCUCUUGGCGCCAAUAGUGAAGAGCCUGCUGGUGGGCCAGGGCUUUCCAGAUUACGUGGCUCCCUUUGGAAAUACCCGUGCCCAGGAUGUGCUGGACUGGGUGCCCGUCCACUUUGUCACCCAGUCAUCCAACAUGAAGGAUUCUUGCCAGCUCCCUGUGGCUCUGGUUAUAGAAGUGAAGUGGACUAAAUACGGGUCCUUGCUGAACCCACAGGCCAAAAUCGUGAACGUGACCGCGCGUCUCCUCUCCUCCUCGCUCCCUGAGACGCACUCAGGAAGUGAAAGGACGACUCUUCUCUCCACUGCGGUCACCUUCAUGGACGUGUCUGCACCUGCAGAGGCCGGCUUCCGGGCUCGACCAACCAUCAACGCCAGGCUGCCCUUUAACUUCUUCUUCCCGUUUGUCUGACGUGAGCUGUUGCCGAAGGACACACCCCCACCUUGCAGUCUUCCCCUGGAGGCCAGGCUGUGUGAGGAGGACCGGAAUCCAUUCCUCCUUGCCCUGGAGGCUGCCCCAGACCAGCGCCGCCCUCUCCCGUCCUGCGGGCAUCUGGUGUUGGUCUUUCCCGGCACUCACCCGGGAGGUCACAGGUCCUCAGGAAGCCCUCAAGCUCCAGCAGCAGGAACGGCCUCGCCUCUUCACUCGUCCCCUGCUUCAUGGAAGCUAUUUUAAACAGCAUGUGUUGUUUUUAGUUCAGGUUUUCUUUGCUUUACAGAUAUGGUUGAAAUGAGUACAAAAAUAGCAAAAUAUCACGUAAAGUCACAUAAGUAGAUUACAAAGCUUCACGUGGGCUCUUCCCCUAAAGAGCAUGCUAAUUACAGGGGAGGCGCAGGUCUAAUUGCCACUGUGUGCCGGCCCCACGCCAGCUCCAGCUCCAGCUGGUGGGCUGGUGUGGGAUGCUACCCAGGAAAGAAUACAGGAGGAGGGCCUGGGGAGGGACAGAGUUUAUUUUUUACAUUAAUUGUACAGGAAUUGAGAAAACCCUUGUCAGGUGGCAGAGCGAGGUGGCGGCAGCUAGAAUCCGGAUGUGCAGCUGGGUGCUGCAGGGGCGGGGCCCGCGAGCAGCUCCCCUGGGGUAAGCUGACAAGCAGCUGUUUAGAACAGCUAGGAACUAAGACUGUCCCCUCAGGGCGCUCCCCUGCGAGGCCGUGCUGGUCCUUCUGUGUACACAGGCGCUCUGGAAACUGUACAUUUGAUGAGAUUAAAUUGUAUAUACAA